Molecule: messenger RNA, 3217 nt
Organism: Pangasianodon hypophthalmus (striped catfish)
Lineage: Eukaryota; Metazoa; Chordata; Actinopteri; Siluriformes; Pangasiidae
Gene: gnai3
Product: guanine nucleotide binding protein (G protein), alpha inhibiting activity polypeptide 3
Exons: 9
Coding region: 574-1638 (354 amino acids)
Biological process (GO): adenylate cyclase-modulating G protein-coupled receptor signaling pathway
Cellular component (GO): heterotrimeric G-protein complex
Molecular function (GO): G-protein beta/gamma-subunit complex binding; G protein-coupled receptor binding; GTP binding
Source: RefSeq, a predicted model, not a curated record
UGCAUUCUUCACCAUUCAUCACGGCUGAGGACUGAGCGCGCGCGCUCCAGCUUUUCACAAGCCUGCCUCCAACUUUGAGGAAUUUUAUAGUUAACUGCUUCUAUUUCGGCGAGUUGUUUUUACAGAAUACGCUUUAAGGAUAUCUUCUUCUUGUGUUUAUACUACAGCUUUAUACCGACAGGGUGUUACUUGGUAAUUAGUGGUCACUUUUUAGUCAAAGAAACAUCUAACUGAGCUGCUUUCUUUCUCCGAGCCGAACACAUACUGUUUGCUCGGAACGCUUAGUAAUUUGUAUAUCAUUUUAACUAGCUGUGUAUGUAUUUACAGACCACUUUUCUUAACAGUUUGUUGUUUAAACCAAGUCGUUUGUAUUUCGCUGGAUGGAAAUUCGUCUCUUUCCCAUGUGAGAAGCGGUAACGCCAACCAACGCCUUCGCUGUGUGAGCUGUAAACCGUAUGGUGUGAGCACAAACACCAGCAGCUGAAUACAGCUCGGUGCGCCAUCACUAUUUUUUAAAUCUAGCGUCGUUUCGGUUGUUUGUUGUUUAAAACAACAAACGGUUUAUAGGUUAAGAUGGGUUGCACCCUAAGCGCCGAGGAUAAAGCAGCGAUAGAGAGGAGCAAAAUAAUCGAUAGGAACCUGCGGGAAGACGGAGAGAAAGCGUCCAGAGAAGUCAAACUGCUGCUGCUGGGUGCUGGUGAAUCAGGGAAAAGCACGAUAGUUAAGCAGAUGAAGAUCAUCCAUGAAGAUGGCUACUCAGAAGAGGAGUGCAAGCAGUACAAGGUGGUGGUUUACAGCAACACGAUCCAGUCAAUUAUUGCCAUCAUCAGAGCUAUGGGCCGUUUAAAGAUUGACUUUGGCGACCCAGCAAGAGCUGACGACGCCCGGCAGUUGUUUGUGCUGGCUGGGACAGCGGAGGAAGGGGUCAUGACCCCUGAGUUGGCUGGGGUCAUCCGCAGGCUGUGGAGGGACAACGGAGUCCAGAGCUGCUUUGCCAGGUCCCGAGAGUAUCAGCUUAACGACUCGGCCUCCUAUUAUCUGAAUGAUCUGGAGAGGAUAUCCCAACAGGGCUACAUGCCCACACAGCAAGAUGUGCUGAGGACUCGAGUCAAGACCACAGGCAUUGUGGAAACUCACUUUACCUUUAAAGAGCUCUACUUCAAGAUGUUUGAUGUGGGUGGCCAGCGCUCCGAGAGGAAGAAAUGGAUUCACUGCUUCGAGGGUGUCACAGCUAUUAUCUUCUGCGUAGCGCUGAGUGAUUACGACUUAGUGCUGGCUGAGGAUGAGGAGAUGAACCGGAUGCAUGAGAGCAUGAAGCUGUUUGAUAGCAUCUGCAACAACAAGUGGUUUACCGACACUUCCAUCAUCCUCUUCCUCAAUAAGAAGGACCUGUUUGAAGAGAAGAUCAAGAAGAGCCCUCUCACUAUCUGUUACCCUGAAUACUCUGGUUCUAACACAUACGAAGAGGCUGCGGCUUACAUCCAGUGCCAAUUUGAGGAUUUAAACAGGCGAAAGGAUACCAAGGAGAUAUACACCCACUUUACCUGCGCAACAGACACCAAGAACGUGCAGUUUGUCUUUGAUGCAGUCACUGACGUCAUCAUCAAGAACAACCUGAUCGAGUGUGGACUGUACUGAAGCAGCAUGUCUGUUUGCCAAGUGGGACUAACGAGCAAUGCCUCAUGGGAUGGAUCAUUGUCGCUGCCUGUAGUGGAUUCCAGUCAGUGGGGGAAAAUGACAAGACACACAGUGCUGCUACCACACUGCGCGUACACCGUAGUUCUUACUGUGCAUUUUGGAGAAACUCUUUAACCUUCUUUAUUGCCGGUAUUAUCGUCUGUCUUUCUUUACUUCUCAGACACAUUCGAGAGAGAUGUGUCUCUCAUCAUCAAAAUGGAUGAAUGUUUUCUGUCUAUGUUGAAAUUACAGUCCAUUUAAGUUGUUGUUUGACGGAUUGGUAAUUCUUUUGGCUGUUAUAGUAAAUAAAGUAGUUCUAUGCACACACCAGAAUCCUAAAAGGUUGAGAUGCAUCUUGCCAAAAGAGGAAUUUCUGCCUAUCAUCCGCUACAUAACUGUGAUUUCUUCAGCAAGCAAAAGUUUUCACCUUUCUCUCAGUAGGUUUAUAGGUAAGUUAUUGAUAUUCAGAUUCUUUUGAGUUCUUCAUCUUUAUUUUGGGACCACAGUUCAGUGGAAACAAGACAAAUGAAGGUGUUCACAUAAGUAGAGCAUUUUCAGUCAACACACCUGUAGCUGUUUAGUUUCCAAGUCAGAGGUAUGACAUAGAUUAUAGUUGCUUCAUAACCAAAAAAAAAAAAAAAAGUAAAUCGUAGCUAAAUACUUCUGCUAUUUCUUCUAUCCUUCUCUCUUUUUUUAAUGUGGACCACUACAUAACACUUUUUUGUUCAUUAUACUUGUAUAUGAAUUAUUAUUGAUUAAUAAAUUCAUGACUGCAUGCUAAUGGAACUAAUGAGUGGGUCAAGAACACUUUUGUAAUAAAUGUUGUAGAAAUUGUGACUUUCCUGCAUGGAGGCUGAAUUUACAUUCACUGCUUGAUAUUUUGAAGAUUUUGUUGCUGGGACUUUUAAAAAAAAGUAGAUGGGCUUUAAUCUUUAUGGCAGGUGUACUUAAAGUGUGUAAAUAUACAUGUUUAUUUUUACAUAAAUCUUAAAUUUUUUUUAAAUUAAAUGCUCAUUUUCAAAAAUAACCUAGAGUGUCUGAAAACUGCAAUGGUGAUCUUUGCUUUUAACAGUGACAGACAAACGAAACACUUGUUUGUCAGGUUGAUCUGCUUUAGGUCACACAUUUCUACUCUUUAUUUACAUAUUAAAAACAUUUGGAAAUGUUGAAUUAUUGAAGUAGUUUUAACUGUUAACCUACAGCUAAAGUCUAUAAUUUUAAUGUAGCCCAGAUUGUAAAAUGUAUAAUUCUUGUUAAGAUCUUAAGGGCUGUUGGAUGUACUAUGUUAAUCCUGUGGAUUUUUGGUUUAUAAAACAAACGACAUCAUGGACUGCUUUGUAAUUUGUUCUGGUUUAAUUGUCUAACAUGUUUCAUCAUGUUACCCAGUUAUGCUUGACUUUUGCAUUGCUACAACACAGUGUUAUGCAGUGUAUAAAAGUAUUAUUAUCCAUAUCCAGCAACAUGUCUCAUUUUUACAGGUCAAUCUACGCCUCUCCUCCUUGUAUAACACUUUUGUUUCCUGCUUGAAAACAGUUUUUUU